CUCAGGUCCACCAUGUCACACGGCUUCUGCAGGGAGCAUUCACAGUUAUAGGUGUGACUAGUCUAGAGUGCAAUGUCACCCAGACACAGCGGAGGGUCCCCUUGGGCAGAGCUGAGCAGAGUCUGCUUACAGGUUGGGGCCACCAUUGCCACCCGCCAGAUGUGUAGGUAAGUGACCCAGUGGGUCAUGGGGCCCCAGCAGACUAGGGUCCCCCACCGUUGGAUCUCCCUGAGUGACUCUAGAUAACCUGUCCUACCAAUUGUCCAGUGAGGCUUAGCACUCAGGCCUGAUUCUCUUACCUGCCUUUGGUGUAGGGUCAGGAACCACUGCUAGGUAGAACAGGCAUCUGCAGGGGUCCCCAUGUUUCAACACACCUGUCUCAUUGCCUCUGCUGCUAGAAAUGUCCAUUUUGAUGGGUUCCUCUAGGUGUAGGGUUGCAGCCCAUAGUUAAGGGCAGAUGGUUUAUUAUUUACCAGAGCGGGAGUAAAGCCUCGUGCUAGAAGUGGGUGGGAUGGAGCAAAACCAGUCUAUCCAUCCAGCUACCCCACUUCGGAGAGAAAAUGCACCAAGCCUGUCUUUCCUGCCUGGCCCAGAGACUUGGAGACACAGGCAUCCCUUCUUGAAGGCUCAGGAGGAGGUCGAAGAGGAGGAUAAAUAUGAGCUGCCCCCCUGCGAGGUUCCACCCCUCAGUCUGGCCCCCGCACAGUCUCUUGGCUCUAAGGAGGACUCCUUGUAUCUGGAUCGUCCUGGGCCCCUGGGUCCAUCCAAACCGUCAGCACCCCUGCCUCAGCCCACCAUGGCCAGAGGACUCCCCACAAAUCCUUCCUUCCCUACCCGUCCUGCCUCUGGCUACCACUUCCCGCUGAAGACAGCAAUGAGUCUGCAGCCUGCAAGCCCAAAGCCGGGGCCUGUUUCUGGAAGGCGAGGGCAAGGUGCACCUGCUAGAGUGGUAACAGACCUUGCAAAGAAAAACGAUGAGGACAUCUACCUGGAGUGUGAGCCGGAGCCACUCCCAGCCUUGACUAAGACUACAAGCUCUAAAGCCCUGAUCCCCCCAGUCCCUCUGCCAAGAACAUCUGGAUUGCCCAGGCCCAUGCUUGGUCACCAGGAGGCUCGGAAUGGAGCAGUGGAUACCACAGUGAAAGGGUCUGCACUAAAUUGGGAGGCUGCCAGUGUGUGUCCCAAGAUCAGUUCUCAUUUGGAAAUCAUGCAAGGACUGUCUGCAGGCCGGAGACUGUCUGCUCCCUCUAUAGCCCCUGCCCUGAGCACCUCUGCUGUUGAGGAUGGAAGCCUUCUGGGUCAGCCUUGGUACUCAGGGAACUGUGACCGUCAAGCUGCCGAGCGAGCCCUGCUUCACUUCCAAAAGGACGGAGCCUAUACUGUGCGCCUCAGCUCCGGGCCUCACAGUUCCCAGCCCUUCACCCUGGCUGUGCUCCUCAGAGGCCGAGUCUUCAACAUCCCCAUCCGGCAACUGGAUGGCGGGCACCACUAUGCCCUGGGCCGGGAGGGCAGGAAUCAUGAGGAGCUCUUCCCCUCCGUGGCCGCCAUGGUCCAGCACUACAUGAAGCACCCGCUGCCGCUGGUGGACAGACACAGCGGCAGCCGGGGGUUCACCUGCCUGCUCUUCCCCACCAAGCCCUGAAGAAACGGUGACGCACAUCCACCGUGGGCACGUGCGGGCCCCCUCGGUUUCCCCUCCCACUUUGGCUUCUUUGUAUCCCCUGCCAGCCCUCCACUCCAAAGUCCCCGCAGGUUUGAAAUGAGAGGCCUUGAGCUGGGCUGCCCCGGGGUGGGGAGGUUGCCUCUCCUUAGACAGACAAGGGAAUAAAUAGGUGCACUGACUUCUCGGGGAUCAACACACUCUGGGUGGGGCUAGUUUACCAGCACGCGGUAUAUUUCAAUAAACAUUUAUUGUCUGAAUUAA
This is a messenger RNA of Peromyscus californicus insignis, 1924 nucleotides long. RefSeq names its product SH2 domain containing 6 (gene Sh2d6). The coding region runs from base 512 to 1642 and encodes 376 amino acids. NCBI's taxonomy places the organism in Eukaryota, Metazoa, Chordata, Mammalia, Rodentia, Cricetidae. Gene Ontology annotation, cellular component: cytoplasm. The transcript has 14 exons. Gene Ontology annotation, biological process: intracellular signal transduction; cell surface receptor protein tyrosine kinase signaling pathway. The record is from RefSeq and is a predicted model, not a curated record.